Trichogramma pretiosum is the source of this 1557-nucleotide messenger RNA. RefSeq lists its product as uncharacterized. NCBI's taxonomy places the organism in Eukaryota, Metazoa, Arthropoda, Insecta, Hymenoptera, Trichogrammatidae. The transcript has 3 exons. The record is from RefSeq and is a predicted model, not a curated record. Bases 308 to 1528 code for a protein of 406 amino acids.
CAUCUCGAAAACGUAAAAAUUAGUUUUGAUAUAAAGCACGAUAUAACUGUCUGAUCGAUCCUCGAUGUCAAACAAUUAUCUGUUACAUACGCAGUUUAAAAACGUAAACAAGCAGUACCACGCGUAGCCAGAGACGUGUGAUAUACAAUAACACAAACGAAAAAUGCUAGCUCGCGGGUGUAAAUACUAUCUGGAAAAAAGGAGUUGAUUCGGUAAACAAGUAGAAAACGUAUACACGACGAAACUAUCGACACAGUGACUUUUGUGUAGUUCACGAUUACGUAUUGCGUUCGAACAUCUCUUGAAAAUGUACAAAUUCGGUUCUCCUGCGACGCAAAAUUACGUUUACGACAACUGGUUGAAACACGCACUGAAUAUCCUACCGUUACAUUCCAAUCGCGAGGACGACAAAAGUCACAAGUGGAAAAAGUUCACUAGUGCCAAAUACUUUAAUAGGCCGAAUGAAGCCAGCGACGACGAGGACAACAUUUCGCAAUUUUGCGUGUCCGGAUCCGAAAUGGAGGAGGGCAACAGAGUCUCUUCAAGAAAAAGCACGAAAAACGUCAAAAAUCAGGUUUCCAUCUCGACGGAGCAGUACGUCGAUUUUAACGUCAAGGAGCUUCGAAAGGACGCGGAAAAAAUGAAGAUACUAGGGAAAAUGUUCAAGAGCGACGAAGCCGACGCAACGGGACAAUUUCUGUUAAACAGUUCACCGGCUUCUACCUACACUAGAGCUAGCUCGAGCAGGACGGGAUCGGUAUAUCGGUCCACGAGUCAAAGGUACUCGCAUCUUCAGGAAACGAGCGACGGAAACUCGUCGAGCUGUACGCAGAUAACGACACCUCGUCGAUGUAACAUUAAAUCGAGGAAGAGCCGCUCGUUGGACAGCAACAAUAUCGACAUGGACAUGGAUUUCUCGGCCGAAUCGUUUCUCCAGGUAAACCUCGUCGAAUCGGCUAGCGAUCGGAUAAUUAUUGACGAUUGCAAUAACGUCUCGCUACUAGAGUUGAUCGAUGGCCGCAUGUCGUACGACGUGCCAAAGCUUAAAUCAAUAACCGAGGCAGAUCUAUUGUCGAAAACCGACCUAAAAGCUAAAACUGCUACCAAGAAAAGAAGACUAGCUGCAAAACGACCAGCAGCUCGUCCGCCGUUGCCUAUCAGGCGAAACACCGAUAAACGACCAAGCUGGAUGGAGCCGAUAAUAAUCGAGCUCAACGGCAUCCGUACGUACAAUUACAAUUACUUACCAGGCGAGCUGCCAAAGAGCCCGUUCUACUCGCGCGUAAAGAGAUUGAGCGAAGAGAGCAGCAGUGACGACGAGUCGAGUGAUUUCUUACCGAGCAAGAAGCAAAAAUGCAUGCCAUCGUCCGAUUUCUUCGACUCGUUACGUUUGGUAGUAUUAUCGAGCGAGUCCGACGACGAAAAAGCCUCGAGACUACCCGAGUCGAGCUCGGAAAGCUCGUCGACGAGUUGCAGCACAUGCAGCACUUGCUCUCUAAGCUCGUCGAGCUCCUCUGAGAGCGACUGAAUUCUCAAUUUUUUGAAAGUCAAGUAAUG